This is a messenger RNA of Peronospora matthiolae, 456 nucleotides long. NCBI's taxonomy places the organism in Eukaryota, Oomycota, Peronosporomycetes, Peronosporales, Peronosporaceae. The record is from the annotation of a GenBank genome assembly.
AUGAUUCACCUUGAUGUGGCCGACGACAUUUGUGCUCUCGUGGCUAGCGAGAACGAGACGAACGACGACGGCGUCGUGGUGAAGUGUCACCACAACGUCGAGGUCAAAAGCAAUGAAUAUAAAGUCGUGGUUAAUAGUCACCACGACUAUGAAACCAAGAUCGACGACUGCUACUUCAUGAUAAAACGUCUUCACGACAACAAGACAGAGAGCGACGACGACAGCGUCGUGGUCAAAGGAUAUCAUAACGACUACGCGAACGAGAGUGGUACCGCCGUAUCGUCGCGCCACGAAUUACUGCGGUCUUCCGCUCUUGCAAGCUGCGUCCAUACUUUCCAAUCCAGAGCUGUUCGUAUUCGCCGAGUGAAUACUCAGCGACAUGCUGUCGCCAAUCUGCGCGAGUUGGACUUGGCAUUUAGUCACAAGAGUAACAAGAUUUCGUGCACGUGGACGUAG